Molecule: messenger RNA, 2024 nt
Organism: Periophthalmus magnuspinnatus
Lineage: Eukaryota; Metazoa; Chordata; Actinopteri; Gobiiformes; Gobiidae
Product: alpha-1,3-mannosyl-glycoprotein 4-beta-N-acetylglucosaminyltransferase C
Exons: 5
Coding region: 46-1410 (454 amino acids)
Biological process (GO): protein N-linked glycosylation
Molecular function (GO): acetylglucosaminyltransferase activity
Source: RefSeq, a predicted model, not a curated record
GGUUUUGUGUUCAUCUUGUUCGACACCGUGCAGCACACACAGGCGAUGGCUCGUCUGUGGCAGAAGAUUCUGGCUGUCUUCAGUCUGUUUAUCACUGGCUGGAUGUUUGGAGUUUUACGUCUGCACUUUGCUUCUGAUGAGGAGCGAAAGCAGCUGCCAGUGCAAUUUGUCAGUAGACAGCUUCAGAGCGAGUGGAGCGGCUCCCUCUAUAUGAACGUGUCCUACCAACUGCUCUCAGGAUCCCAGCCUACAACACAGAGGUUCCUGGCAGUUGGGAUUUCUUCCGUUCGUAGGCAGAAGGACCAGUACCUUGUGGCGACUCUGCAGUCUGUUUUCUCUCAGUCUUCGGAGGAGGAGCGGGAGCAGAUGGUGGUUGUGGUUCUCAUAGCAGAUUUUGACGAGCAAUGGAGACGAUUUAUAACAGAGGAAAUCCAAAAGAACUUCCCCUCGGAGCUGGAACGCAGACAACUUCUGCUCAUCCACGUCCCCAAGAAAUACUACCCUCCACUCACAGGUUUGAAAAGAAACUACAACGACCCUUCUGACCGUGUGACUUUCCGGUCCAAGCAGAAUGUGGAUUAUUCAUACCUGAUUCACUAUAGCGCCGCGCUCGGACAAUACUACCUCCAACUGGAAGACGACGUGCACUGCGCCAAAAACUUCCUCUCCAAAAUCCAGAAACACGUCAAAGACCAGAACUCCAAGAAAACUACCUGGGCCACUCUGGAAUUCUCCUCCCUCGGAUACAUCGGAAAACUCUACAAAUCUGCAGAUCUACCUGCCCUGGCGCGAUUUUUGUUUCUGUUCUAUAAAGAAAUGCCUUGUGAUUGGUUGCUGUCUCGAUUCCGUGACUUGCUAACCCAAACACAGCCGAUUAUUUUCCGACCCUCAUUGUUCCAACACAUGGGAACUCUCUCGUCAUUCCGAGGAACAUACAAUCAUCUAAAAGAUAAAGAUUUCGAAGAAACAUAUUCAAAUCCAGAGGCGAGUGUUUUUACAAAUAUGACGGUUUAUCAAAAACACUUUGCACAUUUGUCGUGGACAGCCGGAGAUGACUUUUUCUGGGCGCUACCUCCAGCCAAUGGCGAUCAUUUAACGAUUGUGCUAAAAAAUCCAGCUUUGUUCACAGAAAUUUUAGUAGAAACUGGGAAUGGAGGUAAAGAUAUUCUGAAAUCUGCUGAAGUUGAGAUUGGGAAAGAUGCUAUAAACACAAGUAAAGAGGAGAAGAGCUGUAAAGUCUUUGUGUCGGUGGGAAAAAUGGAAAAAGGGAAGUUUGAGAUGCAAGGUUUGGACAAAGUGCACAGCUUUAACGCCUCCUGUUUGCGAAUCCGAGUUACUGCGGGACAAUUGGACUGGAUCAUAGUGAAGAAGAUCAGGGUCUCAACAAAACCAGAAUCCUCCACAUUAUAACAGCCUUUGAUUUUGUGUAAUGUUUUAUAUUUACCAACACUGAGUGUGUUUACAUGUGCUCGGGUUGCCUGAUUAUAACAGUGUUCUGGAUAUGACGUUAACAUGUGCUCAGAGAAACCAGGAUACUCAUGUUCCUGUACACAUGUGCAAUCAGAGAAUCUUGCAUAUUUAGCAUAGACUAUAUAUAUGAACGGACAGAGCUAACCUGCUAGCCGCUGCAUUCCAAAUAGGAAGUGAGCAUGGCUUCCGGCUCCAUCGACUCUGGCUCCAAUUUUCUUUACAUUAGAAAACUGUGGCCUCUCUCUCUGUAACUGCUACUGUCAGACUUGUAAUUUUGUUCUUAAAAUGUUUGUAUUAACUCGCUAUACAUGGUCCUGGUGUUUUUAUUUAGCUGUUGUGGCCGUAACUCAAGAUAUGAACAUUAAUAAUAGACAAAUCAGGCACCUUCUUUUCUCAAGGUCACUCUGGCUACGGUUAGCAACAGGAUUGAUUGACAGCAUUGCUAAGAGGUUCGGGCGGGAAGGAGCAUUACCUUCAACAGCCUCGCUCUGGAUUGGCUUUUUGGUUGUUAUUAUACUUGAAAUCAGAAUUCUUAAUAUGCAACUUGGCUCCAA